Messenger RNA from Anopheles moucheti, 1065 nucleotides. Its product is annotated as probable 18S rRNA (guanine-N(7))-methyltransferase. The record is from RefSeq and is a predicted model, not a curated record. Gene Ontology annotation, cellular component: nucleolus. The transcript is spliced from 3 exons. Lineage: Eukaryota; Metazoa; Arthropoda; Insecta; Diptera; Culicidae. Gene Ontology annotation, molecular function: rRNA (guanine) methyltransferase activity. Gene Ontology annotation, biological process: rRNA (guanine-N7)-methylation. Bases 90 to 926 code for a protein of 278 amino acids.
GACGCCAUUGGUGCGGUGCGAUCUUUCUAAACAAACCACAUGCGUUUCACAUCCAAAAUAAAGGAACAACAUUGCCGAAGUUUGUGAAAAUGUCUCGACGUCCUGAACACAUCGCUCCACCGGAGAUUUUCUACAACGAGGAUGAAGCGAAAAAGUAUACAAACAACACACGCAUAAUUGAUAUUCAGGUACAGAUGUGUGAACGUGCCAUCGAACUUUUGGCACUGGAUCCGGACGAUGAUUCUCCGCAACUAAUUCUCGAUAUCGGUUGCGGUUCUGGACUUUCCGGUAGUGUGCUCGAGGAUCAGGGCCAUUUUUGGAUCGGGGUCGACAUAUCCAACCACAUGCUGGACGUCGCAAUUGAUCGUGAGGUCGAGGGUGAUUUGUUGCUCGGUGACAUGGGUGAAGGGAUGCCUUUUAAAGCUGGUACAUUUGAUGGUGCCGUAUCGAUUUCGGCUCUACAGUGGCUUUGUAAUGCGGAUAAAAAAUCACACGUUCCACCGAAACGGUUGUAUCAGUUCUUCAGUACCCUGUUUUCGUGUUUGACUCGCAAUGCCAGGGCGGUAUUUCAGUUUUAUCCUGAAAAUGCAGAUCAGAUCGAGCUGGUGACUUCGCAAGCUAUGAAAGCUGGCUUCUACGGUGGUAUUGUAGUGGAUUAUCCCAACUCUACGAAGGCGAAGAAAUACUUCCUAGUGCUGAUGACUGGCGGUGUAGCUAAGCUUCCCGUGGCUCUCGGAACUGAUGAAAGUACGGGACAGAUCGGAUACAAUCGAAAGCAAGCGGAAUACGCGAAGAAAGCUCGGGGAAAACCACUGAAAAAGUCCCGCGAAUGGGUAUUGGCCAAGAAGGAACGCCGAAGGGAGCAUGGUGAAGAAACGCGCAGAGAUUCACGAUUCACGGCAAGGAAGCGAAGUGGACGGUUUUGAAAAGUAAAUCAUCAUCUUCAUAAAUCAAUCAAAGAAACUUAGCUGACGCGUUGACUUUCGACUCUCGUUGCACAGGAGCCUUCUGUAUAUUGUUAUUGUUCUAAAAUAUGUACAGAUAAAUAAUACGAUGACUCCUGUU